AUGCCUGGCUCCGCGGCGGUGACCGGUACGCUGGCUCUGCGCAAGCUUCUUCAGGGACAACUCAAUGACGCCGAGAGCUUUCACGACUACUCUGCGGAGAAACUAAGCGCGAUCGGGAACAGGGGCAAGAUAUGAACUGCAAAAGUAUCGUACUAGUAGAAAUUGCAUUACAAAUUGACUUAGCAUUACAAAUUGAAUUCGUAAUGCAGAUUUGCCUUAGCAAAAAGGUUUGUAAUGCAUAAACGCAAUUAGUACGAGAACGAGUGCGAUACUUUUGCACAGGAUACAAGACACAAAAUGCAGAUGAGCCGCUCACUCCGGAGUCCUUUUUCGACCAGCAGCGUAGUCUACGGAGCGCCCUGUUCGCUUUGAAGGAAGCGCAGGAAAAGAUGAGAAUUUACGAGGCGCAGUUGCAAGCAUCGCAGGCGCCGGAGAAAAUGGCCUCGUUUGUGGAAGCGCCACCGGCGGGAGAGACCGGCGGCUUCGACUGGGUGGCAAACAGCAAGCGAGAUGGCGUCAUAGGAAAAUCGGAAAAGCCUGCAACGAUUUUGUUAAACUCGAUACGGGACAAGUUGCUGGAAGUGAGAAAUAGUUUGGAAGUGAAACCGAAAACAACGAAAGAGGCCAAAGUAGAACAACCAGCGCAAGGAGGCCGUUGGUUUUAGUGAGAGAGGAUGAAGGAAAACUAGCACUGAAUGUUUAUUUGAAGAGUGCGAUGAAUCGCACUUCAAUCACCAU
Molecule: messenger RNA, 738 nt
Organism: Amoebophrya sp. A120
Lineage: Eukaryota; Dinophyceae; Syndiniales; Amoebophryaceae
Source: the annotation of a GenBank genome assembly